CAAUACUGGAUUUCUACUCACAGCACUAAACACUUUGGUCACUUUGAUCAAAAGAAACGACAAUGACGAAGAGUAAUCUGGACUUGGUUGACGAGUGUGAUGUGUAAGUCAAUGGUCACCUUUCAUACCCUGGAGCAGAGAAAAUGGCGGGAUUCCCCUACCCGUCCAACCCAGAACAUACCAAGCUCCUCUCAACCCUCUAUACACUCAUCUCCCCCUCCGGUGUACCAAUAGGCUACCUUACCGAACCCGUCUUUAAUGCCCUCGCCAAAACCCCCAUAAAAAUCAAAGGCGAGCUCGAAGUCUCCCGUACACACCGCACCAUCCUCGCCUUCCAACACCCCACAGAAACAGAACGCAGCGCCGCCGUAGCAGCCACUGCCUCUCACUGGCGCAAUAACUCCACCUUCGACGUGCUAAUAGGGUGGAGAGACGAACUAUACCCUGUGUACGGACCCGCAAAUGAAUUGCUAUUCAGUGUCGAAAGGUCAGCGAGUUGUCUAUUCGGCGUAGUCACUUAUGGCGUGCAUUUGACGGCGUAUGUGCGUGUCCCAGAAGAGGAAGCCAGCUAUGGGAUCAAACUCUGGGUUCCUAGACGGUCGAAGACGAAACAGACGUACCCGAGCAUGUUAGAUAAUACUGUUGCGGGAGGGAUGGCUACCGGCGAAUCACCGCUGGAGUGUGUGAUUAGGGAAUGUGAUGAGGAAGCUUCCCUACCUGAGGAGAUCGUGAGAAAGAAUGUCAAGGAGCAUGGGACGGUCACGUAUUGCUACAUUCGGGAGGCUAGAGCGGGAGGGGAAACGGGACUGGUGCAGCCGGAAUGUCAGUAUAUAUAUGACUUGGACCUGCCGGCUGAUGUGGUUUGUAAACCGAAUGAUAGUGAAGUGGAAGAAUUCUAUUUGUGGACUGUGGAGGAAGUUCAGGCUGCGCUGGGGAGGGGAGAGUUUAAGCCGAAUUGUUCGUUGGUCAUGUUGGAUUUCUUUGUUAGGUGGGGGGUGUUGACGAAGGAGAAUGAAAAGGAUUAUGAGGAGAUUGUAAGGAGGCUGCACAGGGAGCUAGAAUUUCCAGGGCCACAUAGGAAGGACUGAGUUGAUUAUUGAGGGAGUGUAGAGUGGUCGACUCGCAGUUGUAUGCUGGUAUUAGGAACUCAUGAUGCACGGCGUUGGAUAGAGAGAU
Molecule: messenger RNA, 1176 nt
Organism: Cadophora gregata
Lineage: Eukaryota; Fungi; Ascomycota; Leotiomycetes; Helotiales; Ploettnerulaceae
Exons: 2
Coding region: 144-1088 (314 amino acids)
Molecular function (GO): 8-oxo-dGDP phosphatase activity
Source: RefSeq, a predicted model, not a curated record